This is a messenger RNA of Schistosoma turkestanicum, 1236 nucleotides long. The record is from the annotation of a GenBank genome assembly. Lineage: Eukaryota; Metazoa; Platyhelminthes; Trematoda; Strigeidida; Schistosomatidae.
GAUGGAUUCAUUUUUGGAUGCGUUUUUCGCUUUGGAUACGGAUAAUCGUGAACAAAUAUCACUGAAUGAUUUAAGUGUAUAUAAUAAAAAACAUGGUUUGGAAGAUAGUUUUCCAGAAACAUUUCUUCGUCGUUUUGAUGCUGAGAAAACUGGUAUUAUAACAUUAGAACAAUAUUGUAAAGCAUUAGGUCUUGUACCAAAACAAGCGCGUGAAUUACGUAGACGACGUACUACUGUUUUAUUAGAACAACUUAUGCCACGUGAUUUAGAAACUGUCUAUGAUUGUAUGGAUUUGGAAAUGAAACUCAAAGUAAUGGAAUUACUUAUUAAUGAUCUACGUGAAUCUGGUACUAAACCAAAUAUUGACAUGAAUAAAUUAGAUUUAGCUGUACAACGUUUAAAAACUUAUCUUGAUACACGUUAUGGUAAAGCAUGGCAUAUUAUCAUUUCAAUUAAUCAACAUUUGGGUAGAUUUAGUUAUGAAGCAAAUACAAUGUUUCAUUUUUGUCUUGGUAGAUUUGCUGUACUGAUAUGGAAAACUCCAUGUUCUGUUUGAACUUUUUGUUUUCUCUCUUCUUCUUUAAUUCAAAUUAAAUGACCGGACAAUAAUUGUGUAUUAGUUAAAACAAACAAAUAACCGGAACAUUCAAUGUGUUCAAUGUGUCUUUGCUUUUUGCCCUUUUUUCCUCAUUAUUUGUUUUUCUUUACGUGAAUGUGUGAAGCGUUGUUUUUUGGUUUCAAUUUCCUUGCUGCCUUAAUUCUUCAUUCUUGCAUUGUGUAUUUAUUCUAAAGAUGUUAAAACAGUUGAUUUCUUUUUUUUUCAACCAGGGAAAUUAGGUUUUUUUUCUCUUUUCCAAUAACAAUCAAUCUGCUGACGACAUAUAUAAAUAUAUAUUUGUGACAUUGAAACAUUGUUAUUAUUGAGUUGAUUUAAACAAAAACUGAGAACAAGGUCAUACAAGCUGUAAUUGACCUUGGAUGAAGAGGAAAGAAAAGAUUGUACUGAUUGGUGUUGUUUUUGGAAUGAAUGUCUUUAUUUGUUUAGAAUUUUAUUGAUAUUACUUUUUUGUCAAGUGUAUUAUUUUUUUGAAAAAAAAUUAUCUUUUAAAGUAUAUUAAUAAGCUGAUUAUUGAUUAUUUCUGACAAUAUUAGAAUUUAUUGUUCAGACAAACAGUUGGUUAUUACAAAAAUUUAGGUGUCUUAAAUAAAUGCAUGCAACAAAGGUUGAUAGUGACU